Messenger RNA from Solenopsis invicta (red fire ant), 5045 nucleotides. RefSeq names its product zinc finger protein 2 homolog. Gene Ontology annotation, molecular function: zinc ion binding. NCBI's taxonomy places the organism in Eukaryota, Metazoa, Arthropoda, Insecta, Hymenoptera, Formicidae. The transcript has 7 exons. Gene Ontology annotation, cellular component: nucleus. The record is from RefSeq and is a predicted model, not a curated record. Bases 285 to 2885 code for a protein of 866 amino acids.
AACUUUACGUUAUCUUUUAUUCAUUAAAAUUAAUUAGCGUGAAAAAUUAUGGAUUUAAUCGCGAGAUUUAGUCUGGUGUGUAUGCAACUUCAAAAUUAAGCGCCACGAAUGGAUUAGUUCGUGAGUAAACCGGCGUAGCAAUCGCGACUUCUUUACAACCUCUGUUGGAGCAGUUUCUCCUUUCUCAUCUCCUGCGUCUUCGAAUUGUGUAUGUAUAUUGACACGGGAGAUGUAAUUUUAACAACAAAAUUUGUUCCCUUGCAAUUAGAGACAAUUAUCCGACUAUGAGAAUUGUUUGCGCUGCGUUAAAUUGCAAGUAUUCCUCGGAAAGCGAGGAUUCAUCGAACGUCACUUUCAUCAAUUUUCCUAACAAUGAUGCAGCCAAGAUCUGGGCAGAAUGCUGCGGCAGAUCGGAUUUAGCGGCAAAGUCGAAUGCGGAAUUACAUUUGAGUUAUUACAUUUGUUCUCACCACAUUGAAGACCGAUAUUACGUGAGCAAAGCUGAUCCUGUUAUUAUGGAAGAAGGUACCAUUCCUACUUUAUUUGGCACUGACUUGACUGCUGAUGGUGAAGAUUCAAUAAUUAUGUUUGAUAAGACGCAGCAUCUGCAAGAAGUAGGCGACGGUACGUCUCUAACCUAUUGCGAUAUGAACGUCGAGAUAGACGAUUAUCACAAUAUUUCUGUAAGAUUCGUCAAUUUAUGUCGAAUCUGUGGCAAAUCCACUAUGGAUGGAAUAGACAUCUUUGCAGCCAAGGGCAUAGAAAUGAAAUUAAAAGAGAGGAUAAAUUUGCACAUGCCCAUCUCGAUUGAUAUAGAUGACUCGUUGCCGCAGAAGGUGUGUACCGAUUGCUGUGACAAGUUGGAAAUUGCGCACUCAUUAGUCGUUUCAUGUCUAAGAACCGACAUGCGUUUAAAACAACUUCUAAAUAUCGAGAGAGAGCCAGAAUAUGAGAACAAGUACAAUGCAUUGAUUGAUGAAUGUUCAUUAGAGAUAGGUCGAGAAAUGUGUAUGGAUGAAAAUACACAUUCUAAUCUAUUUACUGCAAAUAAGAUGAUAAAUUCUAAUUCAGAAACGAAUUUGAGAGGAUUGGGAAAUAGCGAAUGUUCUGAAAUACGGAAUAAUAAUUUCCAAAGCAUUGGUAAGAAUGUUGUGUCCUUAGAACUUGGUACUCUGAUCCAAACUUGUAACGACAAAAGUAACGCGACUAUCGCGGAAGAACUAGCAAAAGUUCAACAAAUCCAAAAUGAAAGUCUUAGCAUUUUAUGUCUUCAGUGCCAAACUCUGUGUGAAACACAGGAAAUUUUUGAGAAUCAUAAAAUAUUUUGUAAUAAGGAGCAAAAUGUCUCUGGUCACAUAGAUACGUUUAGAACUAAGAAAAACGGAAAGUAUGAGAGUAAGCACAUUAAUGACACUGAAGAAAAUUGUCAGACAUGCAACGAAAAAUUUGAUAGCGAGCAAGUUAUCAAUAAUAUUAAAAGCCAUGAUUCAAUCCGCUGUACUGAAUCUCGCAACCAAACAUUCAAAUGUCGGCAGGUCUACGAUAAUCACAAAUAUUUUCAUGGAGAUCUUACUGAAGUAAAUAAAAUAUGUGGUCAUUGUAAAAAGGCUUAUCACAAUAAGAAGGACUUGUUGGUUCAUAUCACAGAAUCGCACAAGGGUCGAUUAUUAUUCAAGUGUUUUACAUGCGAUAAAACGUACGAGAAAUGGUCAAGUUUGGAUAUUCACGAGGCCACUCACAGAACAGAUAAGCCCUAUCUUUGUGAUCUAUGCGGGAAAAGUUUUAAGCAUUCCAACAAUUUAAGAGGACAUAAAAGAAUUCAUUUGGACGAGUCCGUAAAGAAGAGACACGUGUGUGAAAUUUGUGGCAACGCAUUUAGAUCACGCUUUCACUUGCGGGAGCAUAUGAAUCAACACGAUGACAAUAGACCAUAUUCCUGCGAGCAGUGCGGGAAAGCCUUCUACAAGAGGAUUCAAUUGCGACAACACAAAUUAUCGCAUGGAUCUAAUAAGCACAUGUGUUCGAUUUGCGGUACAACGUUUAAUCGUAGAGGGAACAUGAACGCGCAUAUGAAACGGCAUAGUAAUGAUAAUGAAGGAUAUACAUGCAGUGUUUGUGCCUACAAAUGUAAAUCUAUGAGCGAAUUGAAGAUACACAGGAAGAAGCAUACCGAGGAGGAAAUAGUGGACAGUAUCAAGAGGAAAUGUACCGACAAGGAGAUAUGGCGUUGUAACAUUUGUAACAAAAUAUUUUCGAAACGCGCUACUCUGUUAAAUCACGAACGCGUGCACGGAGACGACAAGUUUUACGAGUGCGACGAAUGCGGCAAAAAAUUAGCAACUAAGAGCUCGCUGAUGUAUCACAAGAAGUCGAUGCAUCUGAGGGAGAGGCCGCACAUGUGUCAUUAUUGCGGAGACUCGUUCGUUUCGAGAGAGGCGCGGCUGAUUCACGAGAGGAUACACACUGGUGAACGUCCAUACGUCUGCAAGGUGUGCAAUAUGCAAUACAGAUGCUCCAGCAAUCUUAGCCAGCAUAUGAAGAUCCACACAGGUCUGAAGCCGCACAAGUGUCGCUUUUGCAAUAAAGAUUUUGCGCGCAAAGGCACGUUAAUUGUACACGAGAGAAUCCACACGGGCGUUAAGCCUUAUCCUUGCGAAACCUGUGGUAAGAGCUUCUCACAGAAAAAUGACAUGUUGAAGCACGCCAAACGCACGACGGCAGAUCGAUGUGGCGCGACCAGGUCAAUAAGAUCGUUAAACAAAAAGAAAAAUAUGUUGAAGCAUUCCGCGGUGCAUGAACAAGAUGUCUUAACAAUUUCGAAUGUCAAUUCAUCACAUAUUCUUCAGGUUUACGUCAAUACUAGUGCCUCUUCGGAAACUAAGUAAUUUAGUAGUAUCCAUGUAAUAUAAUUGUAUACGAUGAAUCAAAUGUCAAAGUUUCAUACAAGAAGAACCAAUUAAAAUGUUCAUCCUAGUUCAAUUAUUAUCGAAAGAGAUUUCUGAUUAGUACAAGUUUUUACAACAAAUUAUUGAAUUUGUAUGAUUCAUAGAGAUAAAGAUAUCCUAAGAAUAGAUACAAGUUAAAUAAAAUUUUUAUUAUGGCAAAACAACACUUCUGACUGCUGUUAUUGGAAUAUAUAUUGUUGAAAAGCUGAGAAGAGCUGUGCCAGAAUAUCCAGAAAUCCCCAUCUAUUUGCGUGCAUCUGAAAAAGUUAAAUCGACAUGUCCAAGAAACUACGUGUCUUCGUAAAGUGAAGAUCAUGUGCGAUUUAUGAUGAUUUGUUGGAGUCCGAUGCUCUUAUUUUCGCAUAAGAUUGUAGUUUGCUAACGAAUCGCGUUGAUACCUAUAAUACGAGAAAAUAGCUUCGCAAAUCAUGUCUCGAAUGUACAGGCAACGCUCAAUCUGGUUUCACAAGCAAUCAUCUGUGAAAGCGCUUGUUUACAUCUCGAUACUCCGUCUUCCCGUAUUGCUGAAAGAUGAGAGGUACAAUAAAAGCCGUUGUUAUAUAUAGAAUAAUACUCUUUAUUGUUUUUUGAUAGUUGUUGUUUUUCAUAUCGUGCGCUGCAGUUUCUUUUUACUCAACUUUUGUCAUUCAAUAUCCAGUUAAACGACACCCCGUUUUACUGUCAGUUCUGCUGCGGCUGCUGCUGCUAAUAUAUUUUGGUAGAACAGUACGUGAUACAACUCCACGAUUUUAGAACAAAGAGAAACAAAAGGAAAUGGCGACACGCCCGAUCACUCGUGAACACACGUGUGCCGUAUUAUUCGUCGACCGCAUAUAGGACUAGAGUAAUUGCGAUUUCUCUCCCGUGUAACACUCUCGCUCGCCGAAUAUAAUCUUUUUUUUUUUGUUCUCAAUUCCUAAAUGAUCGAGGAGCACACGUGCUUUUGUGCGCAAGUAAAAACGUGCGCCCGAUAGUCGCGUGCGUUUUUGUCUUGCUCGAACGGUGACGACUGACGGCCGCGGUGGUCUUCCUUCAAGAUACGCUCGUUGUAAUUUGCAAAGUUUUGUUUUUUUUUUUUUUAGACACAACGGCCUCACAAUGCCACGUUUCCCCUACAUUAUGGUCUGCGAGUGAUCGACGCGUGGUCGUCGACGAUACAAUUACGCAUUUCUCAGAGAGUAUAAUCCCUGGCUGUUUUAGAAACACGCGUACCCGGCACGCGCAUUGCGAGCGCACGGCAUCAGGGUCAAAUCAGGGCGGACGACUCGGAAGAGAGUUUGUUCGAGAAAGCGCGGAAUAAUUUUUUUUCUUUUUUUCAAUUCGAUGUCUCCGUUCCGAUCGCGCUCGGUCAAUCGCGGAUCCGCACUCGCUCGCGAAACGGCACCACCGAAGGUGCGCUGCUGGGGGAUGGGACAGCGGGAGAGAACGUUUCCGAGCUCUCGCCGUCCCCGUUGCGACGACGGGCGCUCACACACUUCCGGAGAGCGCUUGCGAUCCGGAUGAUCCGAAAGUGCGCACCGCUGUGCCAUGCGUUUGCUCGAUGCGGCCGAUGACACCGCCUCGAUUCGCGACCGCCCCUCUUUUCCUUUUACCCCAUAUUACUCUCUUUCUCUCGCCUUUAAAUUAAUUAUCUGUGUGUCUCUCUCUGUAACCAUCGUUCUUCGCGCUACUAUUUACAAUGUACAACGUCGUGCGUUCUUCUUCCUGCCCUAAUUUCUUACGACGGCGCCGUGCACGCCCGAUCGCCUCCCGAUCGACGGUUGCUCGCCAUCGUCUCUCUUUCGCCCGAAACUCUUUUUUUUCUUUGUCUUUAUUAACAACCUUCAACGAGAUGGGACCGAGUCGAGAGGGAGAAAUCGGUUCGCGCGAUGACGGCUCAAGUUUUACGUAAUACGCAAAUUAAAUGAUUCUCUCUCGAACAUCAUUGUCAUAAUUAAUUUACGUUUGUAACAUAAGCUCAAUGUUGAAACCAAUUUUAAUAUACGAAUCGAUCGCGCUGAGAGAAAAAUAUUCUGGGUGUGACCUUUUUUACUAAAUCUCGCGUGAUCGUUAAAACUCGAUCUUUGAUCGUGAAGUUGGUUUGGGAGGAAAAAAAAAAAA